Drosophila rhopaloa is the source of this 1856-nucleotide messenger RNA. RefSeq names its product probable cytochrome P450 28a5. The record is from RefSeq and is a predicted model, not a curated record. The transcript has 6 exons. Gene Ontology annotation, molecular function: heme binding; iron ion binding; monooxygenase activity. NCBI's taxonomy places the organism in Eukaryota, Metazoa, Arthropoda, Insecta, Diptera, Drosophilidae. The coding region runs from base 68 to 1585 and encodes 505 amino acids.
UGCUAGUGCCGCCGCAGACGUGAUACUGAGUUCUUCGCGUUUGGAGGUAAAUUGGAAGGCUCCGAAAAUGAUUUUGAUUACUUUGACCCUGGGUUUGCUGGCGAUCUGGCUGCUGUAUGUUGUUUUGACAUGGAACUACAACCACUGGAGAAAGCGAGGAGUACCGGGUCCCAAGCCCAGUCUAUUCGUAGGUAACUACCCCCACAUGUUUACUAUGAAGCGACAUCUCAUCUACGAUCUGGACGACAUCUAUAAGCAGUAUAAGCACAAGUACGACGCAGUGGGCAUUUUUGGCUCUCGCUCUCCACAGCUUCUGGUGGUCAAUCCGGAGUUGGCUCGUCGCGUAUUCGUGUCCAACUUUAAGAACUUCCAUGACAACGAGAUUUCCAAGAACAUUGACGAGAAAACCGAUUUUAUUUUCGCCAACAAUCCCUUCUCGCUGACUGGCGAAAAGUGGAAAUCUAGGCGGGCAGACGUGACUCCUGGUCUAACAAUGGGACGGAUUAAGACAGUCUACCCAGUGACAAACCAGGUGUGCCAGAAGCUGAGCGAGUGGGUGGAGAAGCAAAUACGUCUGGGUUCUACAGACGGUAUUAAUGCCAAGCAUAUGAGCCUUUGUUUUACAUCCGAAAUGGUCACCGAUUGCGUUUUGGGAUUGAAGGCUGAAAGUUUCUCGGACAGGCCCACGCCCAUUAUGUCGCAUAUCAAUGAUCUCUUCAAUCAGCCCUGGACUUUCGUGCUGUUUUUUGUGCUGACCAGCAGUUUUCCUUCGCUGAGCCACCUGUUAAAGCUGCGCUUCGUACCGCCAAAAGUGGAACGCUUCUUCGUGGAUUUGAUGGGCAGCGCAGUGGAGGCCCGUCGCGCCCAAUUGGCCAAUGGAAAGCUGUUCGAGCGAACGGACUUCCUGGACUACAUCCUGGAACUCGGGAAAAAGCGGUCCCUGGACAAUCGCCAGUUACUGGCCUAUUCCAUGACCUUCUUGCUGGACGGUUUCGAGACGACGGCCACGGUACUGGCCCACUUGCUGCUCAACCUAGGCCGAAAUGCCGAGGCUCAGGAGCGUCUUCGCAAGGAGAUAAGCGCCCAUUUGCAGGAUGGCGUCAUCGCCUUUGACAAACUCAACGAUUUGCCCUACCUGGAUGCCUGUGUGCAGGAAACCAUCCGCCUCUUUCCGCCCGCCUUUAUGUCCAACAAACUUUGCACCGAAGCCAUCGAGAUCCCCAACAAGGAUGGGCCCAACUUUGUGGUGGAGAAGGGCACCACUGUGAUCGUUCCCCACUACUGCUUCAUGAUGGAUGAGGAGAUCUUUCCCGAUCCACAGUCCUUCCAGCCAGAUCGAUUCAUGGAGCCCGAUGCUGCCAAAACAUUCAGAGAACGAGGUGUUUUUAUGGGAUUCGGAGAUGGUCCUCGAGUGUGUAUUGGAAUGCGAUUUGCCACAUCACAGAUAAAGGCAGCCAUUGUGGAACUGAUCUCCAAGUUCAAUGUCAAGAUCAAUGCCAAAACUCGCAAAGACAACCAGUACGACCCAGCCCAAAUCAUCUCUGGUCUGAAUGGUGGAAUUUGGUUAGAUCUUGAAAAGCUUUAGAGAUGCAAUUAAUCCAUCAUUCCCAAGGAACUAUUAAUGGCCCAGUUACCCAGUGCAUCGCUCCAGUAUAUAUUAUAUGUACCUCCAGUGCGAUAGUUAAGCUCCCAUAAGCUUUUGACUUUGCUAUUGCUUUGUAUGUAUUUACAAUAUAUGGCUGUGUUUAAAAUUACUUAUGACGAACUAACUAGAGAAAAUUGUAAGUUUACUGAAUAGGAUGGACCUACAAUUUUAAAGUUAUGUUUUUAUUAAUAAAUAAUAUCUGGACAAUGUA